This is a messenger RNA of Trichoderma citrinoviride, 663 nucleotides long. RefSeq lists its product as hypothetical. Gene Ontology annotation, cellular component: nucleus. The record is from RefSeq and is a predicted model, not a curated record. NCBI's taxonomy places the organism in Eukaryota, Fungi, Ascomycota, Sordariomycetes, Hypocreales, Hypocreaceae. The transcript is spliced from 3 exons. Bases 1 to 663 code for a protein of 220 amino acids.
AUGUCUGGCCGAUUCGUUUCCGGCGGGACCAUUAGCGCGGACAACAACGACUCAAAAGCCACGCCCGCUGCUGCUGCUGCUGCUCCCAAUGCUGCCGCUGCCUCUGUAGAAAGAGAGCCGCUGGCGAAGAAGAGCGUGGAGUGGGAGGCGGUGCAGCGGGAGCUCGAGGAGGAGAGGAGGAAGAGGGAGCGGGCUCGGGCGGAGCUGGCGGGGGAGGGUGGGCAGCAGCAGAGCUUGUAUGAUGUCUUGCAGGCGAAUAAAGCGGCGAAACAGGCGGCGUUUGAAGAACAGAACAAGCUCAAGAACCAGUUCCGUGCGCUGGAUGACGAUGAGAUUGAGUUUCUGGAUGAAGUGAGGGCCAAGGAAAAGGCGGAGGAGGAGCGGAAGAGGAGAGAGGUGGAAGAGGGGCUGAAGGCGUUUCGAGAGAGGCAGAAGAGUACUAGUAGUGGUGGUGGCGGCGGCGAUGGGGAGGAUGGUGGUGGAGGAGGGAAGGAGGAGGAGGAGGAGUGGGUUGUUGGGGGGAGGAAGAGGAAGAGGCAUGAGAGGGAGGUUUUGGGGGUGAAGAAGAAGGUUGUUGUCGGUGGUGGUGAUGAGAAGGAUGGGAAGAAGCCGAGCUUGGGGCUCGUAAGUUACGAUUCGGAGAGUGACGAAGAAGAGGACUGA